Molecule: messenger RNA, 1299 nt
Organism: Habropoda laboriosa
Lineage: Eukaryota; Metazoa; Arthropoda; Insecta; Hymenoptera; Apidae
Product: homeobox protein engrailed-2b
Exons: 6
Coding region: 1-1281 (426 amino acids)
Biological process (GO): regulation of DNA-templated transcription
Molecular function (GO): DNA-binding transcription factor activity, RNA polymerase II-specific; DNA binding
Source: RefSeq, a predicted model, not a curated record
AUGACCUUCCCUCAAGAACUGAUAGUGGGGAGGCUGGGAGGUUCUUCUGGACCACAGACACGUGCCACCUGUCAUACAUUUCGAAAUCCUUUAAUCGAACGUUCAACGAUAGACUAUUACAAAAUUCUUGUUACUGUUGUUGUGUUAAAAAGUGAUGAGAAAUGGACGGAUUGGUACGUAAAAUUCGACGAGUCGUGUUUCAAACGAGAAGAACGUAGGAUGUGUGCAAUACAAGAUAAUUCUGGGGAAUUGAACGGGGAUCGAACGACGUUACCGAUGACGGAGAUCUAUCAGAGCUCGAAGAUGAACGACGAGAUCUACGAUCUUCGACGCGUGUUCAUGCAACAAGAUGUGAAGAAAAUUUGUCUGAUCGACAACGUCUACGAGCGAACGAUAGAGGAUCGUCGCGAACGAUUCGCGAAAUCGCCGGAUAAUCGUCAAGGAACGAUGGAAUACGUGUCUGACUCGAGCAACGAAAGUUACAAAGAGGUGCACAGGAAGGAAAUCGAGAGGAAAAAUUGCCUGCCGGUUGGUGUUUCCAGUGCUUUCACGAUUGAUAAUAUCCUCGGGAGACACGAGAAAAAGGACACCGAGGAGGUACCUUCUGGUUUAAACAACGCCGAGGACAAAGAGGAGGAACAGGAAGAGGGAGACGAUAAAAUGGAAGAAAAUCAGUUUAUCAGACCGACUGUUAUAUCGGCCACGCAUUCGGACAUGAGUAUGGGAUUGUACGCGCCAGCAGGAUUAUCGUAUUCAGAAUUCACACUUUCUGAUCCUGCUGGUUAUUCGGCAACGUCUCUAGCUUCUGCGUCUCUUUUGUACAAUAGUUGGUUUGCUCAAACGAAACCUGGUCAAUUGUUCGGACUGCAAGCACCUAAACCUAGCGGAAGACGGUCCAGAAAACCAGGAAUCGAUCGAAAACCGCGUCAAGCGUACAGCGCGAAACAAUUAGAAAGGCUUGAAGCUGAAUUUAAGGUCGACAAAUACUUGAGCGUAAGUAAACGAAUGGAAUUGUCGAAGUCUCUGAAUUUGACGGAAGUGCAGAUAAAAACGUGGUUCCAAAAUCGUCGUACUAAAUGGAAGAAACAGCUUACAUCCAGGUUAAAGAUCGCCCAAAGGCAAGGACUUUUUCCACCCACAUAUUUUCCACCAGCACAAUACCCUCUAUUGCCAUAUUACACCACACCUCUUGUGUUUGGAACUUCGGCGUCAGAUGACGCUAACGUGAAUCCGACGCAGAUAACGUCACGACCUGUGGUAUCAUCGUCAGAUACCCUAUGAACGAAUAUCGAUUUGAAC